Molecule: messenger RNA, 717 nt
Organism: Coniosporium apollinis CBS 100218
Lineage: Eukaryota; Fungi; Ascomycota; Dothideomycetes
Exons: 2
Coding region: 1-717 (238 amino acids)
Source: RefSeq, a predicted model, not a curated record
AUGCCUACAGAAGGGCUACUAUACCUGGCUUCGAGAGUUAAGCGCCUAGAUACCGAUGGUACUUACUAUCACUGGUACAAGGAGACCCUAAUACCUUCCCUUGUCGAUGCAGGCAAGAAUAGCGGCGGUGGCUCGCUGGUUUUCCGCCUCAUAAACAACGAUUGUGACUCGCCCGAUAAAUUCCAAGAUCUCGCGCUCCUCCCACUGGACGAUCUGGACGGGCUAAACAGCGACGUGUGGAAGAGGCUGCCGCUGUGCACUAGCAGCAAGCAGCCGGGCAGCGGAGGGACGGGCGAAUUUGGCGAGUUUGAUCUCAGGUGGUAUGAGCUUAUCCAGCGAUUUGAGGGCCAAGUCGACCGCGGCGGCGGCAAAUUUAUAGUAGCGGCAGCCAACACGCCCGGUGUAUCAGAUGCUGAGUUCGACGAAUGGUACCGCAAGCAGCACCUCGACAUGCUCUCCAUGAUGCGCGGGUAUUGUCGCUCAACGCGGUACAAACUCUUGCCUCCCCUGAACGAGUCAGCAAAGCCAGGAGUGGAAGAGGUACCGCGGUAUCUUGCGCUGCAUGAAUUCAGCACCGAGGACUUUGACAGGGAACAGCUAAGGAUGUGUGCACAGACGGAAUGGAGCAAACGGGUCGUAGGGACUUAUAAGCAGAUGUGGAGGGAUGACUGGAGGCUUACAUCUGUGCAAGGGUGGGAUACGUCGAGACGGCUCUGA